AUGGUAAUGGUACAGCUGCUGCUUUUAUUUCUGUGCCAUGCUGUAGGCGAGAAGCAUUCCAUUCAUUGCGCCACAGCCGCUGACCUUUUUCCUAUUCCGCAUGCAUUUUAUAAGCCUGGUGACCUGAUUGUUGGUGAAAUUGUUUCUCAAGUCUUCUACGUAUACAACACUCCCUCAUUCAAAAAGCAGCCUGCACAGUUGUACAUUUCUGAACCCAUAUCGGUGCCAAAGAACUACCAGCACAAUUUGGCCUUGGCUUUUGCUGUAAAAGAGAUCAAUGGGAAUCCCAACAUCUUGCCAAACAUCACUUUGGGCUUCCACAUCCUCAACAGCUACUACAAUGCAGAGAUGACCUCUAAAGCUACUCUGAGCUUGCUUUCUUCACAGCACAAGUUUGUCCCCAAUUUCAAGUGUGACACACAGAGCAAUCUGGUUGCAAUCAUUGGAGGACUGAGUUCAGAGACAUCUGCUCAUAUUGCCAACACAGUUGCAAUUUACAAGAUACCACAGCUUGCUUAUGGAUCAAUCUCUCCAGUGCAGAGCAAUAAAUUGUUACUCAUUUCCAUGUAUCAGAUGGUCCCCAGUGAAGCCACUCAAUAUAUGGGAUUUAUCCAGUUAUUUCGCUACUUCAGAUGGACCUGGAUUCUACUGUUUGUUUUGGAUGAUGACAGUGGGGACAAGUUCUUGCAGAUGAUGGUGCCAAUGCUUUCUGAGAAUGGCAUCUGUUUUGACUUCACUGUAAGACUACCAAAACAGACUUAUUUCCAAGAUGUGAUGGAUGCACUUAUAAGGCCACCGGAAUAUUUAUUUUUUCUCACUCAUACCAAAGCCAAUGUGUGCUUUGUAUAUGGAGAAAACUCAUCCAUGUUCAUUUUGAGAAUUUUGCUGUUUUUAGGACCCUUCAUUUCAUUUCCUUCUCUUCAUAAAGUAUGGAUUAUUACAUGCCACUGGGACUUUGAAUCAGUCUCUGUCCAAAGGGUUUGGGAUAUAGAAACCUUCCACGGUGCCCUAUCCCUUGCAGUUCACUCCCAUCAACCACCUGGAUUCCAAACAUUCCUGCAGUCCAUAAGCCCUUCCUGGGCAAAAGAAGAUGGUUUUAUCCAGUACUUCUGGGAGCAGGCAUUCAGCUGCUCACUGAAAAUGUCCAGGGUCCAAGGGGACAGCAAGGAAAUUUGCACUGGUACCGAAAAGCUGGAUUCCAUUCCAGUGACUUUGUUUGAAAUGAGCAUGACUGGCCACAGCUACAACAUCUACAAUGCUGUGUAUGCAGUGGCACAAGCUUUGCAUGUCUUCUGCGUAUUCACAUCUAGACACAGAAGAAUGGAAGGAGAAAGGGGUCUAAAGUUCCAGAAUGUGCAACCAUGGCAGCUGCAUCAUUUUCUAAGGAGCAUCAUGUUUAACAACAGUGCUGGAGACACUGUGUGUUUUGAUGAAAAUGGAGAACUGAAUGCUGGUUUCGAUGUUACAAACUGGGUAACAUUCCUAAACGGAUCUUUUGUUAGAGUGAAAGUGGGAAGCCUGGAUCCUCGGGCUCCUCCAGGCAAAGAGCUGACUCUUAAUGAUGAUCAGAUUGUGUGGCACAGAACCUUUAACCAGGCAGUGCCCCUUUCCAUCUGCAGUGAAAGUUGUAAUCCUGGCUAUACCAGGAAAAAAAAGGAAGGGGAGAAAUUUUGCUGCUAUGAUUGUGCUCAGUGUCCAGAAGGAACAAUUUCUCAGGAUGAGGGUAAGAUACAAAACAAAUGGAGAUACAUGGAUGCCUGUGUCAAAUGUCCACACGACCAUUAUGCUGACGACAGACAAAAUAAAUGCAAUCUCAAGGUGCUAAGUUUCCUCUCUUACAAUGAACAAUUAGGAAUCACUUUAGCUAUGCUGGCUAUCACCUUAGCUGCAGUUGCAGCUUUGGUGCUUGUAAUUUUCGUAAAGCACCAGGAGACUCCCAUUGUCAAAGCCAACAACCGGAGCAUCACCUACAUUCUCCUCAUCUCCCUCCUUCUCUGCUUCCUCUGCUCCUUGCUCUUCAUUGGGAAACCUUUGCAAGUGACCUGCCUUCUCCGACAAACUACUUUUGGUAUUGUGUUCUCUGUGGCCCUUUCCAGCGUGUUGGCCAAAACCAUCACUGUAGUCUUAGCAUUCAUGGCUACCAAACCAGGAUCCAAGAUGAGGAAAUGGGUGGGGAAAAGGAUGGCAAAUUCUAUUAUUAUUUUCUGCUCCUUUACUCAAGCAGGCAUUUGUACCCUUUGGCUAAGUACUUCCCCUCCAUUCCCUGAUAUGGAUAUGUAUUUACUUUCAGCGAAAAUCAUACUGGAAUGUAAUGAGGGCUCUGCUACCAUGUUUUACUGUGUCCUGGGCUAUAUGGGCUUCCUUGCAAUUCUCAGCUUCGCUGUGGCUUUCUUUGCUAGGAAGUUACCUGACAGCUUCAAUGAAGCCAGAUUUAUAACCUUCAGCAUGUUGGUCUUUUGCAGUGUUUGGUUGUCCUUUAUUCCAACUUACUUGAGCACCAAAGGGAAAUUCAUGGUGGUUGUGGAAAUUUUUUCUAUCUUGGCUUCCAGUGCUGGCUUACUGGGUUGCAUCUUCCCCCCUAAAUGCUAUAUCAUCAUUAUGAGACCUGAUCUGAACAAUAGGGAUCAAUUAAAAAAGAGAAAAAAGUGA
Gekko japonicus is the source of this 2649-nucleotide messenger RNA. Its product is annotated as vomeronasal type-2 receptor 26-like. Gene Ontology annotation, molecular function: G protein-coupled receptor activity. The record is from RefSeq and is a predicted model, not a curated record. Gene Ontology annotation, biological process: G protein-coupled receptor signaling pathway. Gene Ontology annotation, cellular component: membrane. The transcript is spliced from 6 exons. NCBI's taxonomy places the organism in Eukaryota, Metazoa, Chordata, Lepidosauria, Squamata, Gekkonidae. The coding region runs from base 1 to 2649 and encodes 882 amino acids.